Pararge aegeria (speckled wood butterfly) is the source of this 1322-nucleotide messenger RNA. Its product is annotated as anoctamin-7-like. The record is from RefSeq and is a predicted model, not a curated record. Gene Ontology annotation, cellular component: plasma membrane. NCBI's taxonomy places the organism in Eukaryota, Metazoa, Arthropoda, Insecta, Lepidoptera, Nymphalidae. Gene Ontology annotation, biological process: chloride transmembrane transport. Gene Ontology annotation, molecular function: protein dimerization activity; chloride channel activity. Bases 33 to 1322 code for a protein of 429 amino acids. The transcript has 3 exons.
UAAAAUCUAAGGAUUCGCAUAUUGGUAACACAAUGUACAAACAUAACCCAGCUUUCUCUGGGUUUUUCAAUAAAGAGCACAAACGAAUCGACCUUGUUUUAGUAUUAUCGGAUAGAGGCAGCCAUAAAACCAAAGAGAGUCGCAUAAACUACUUAACAAAUUUGAUAAAAUUUGGCUUAGAACUGGAGUUGGAUCAAGGAAAAAUGUUUGAACAUACGAAUUUAAUAUUUGCCAAAGUGCAUGCACCAGACGCUAUUAUCGAAGAGUAUGGUCUCUAUUUUAAUGUACGUAAAUUCUUUAAAGAUGACCAUGUCGAAUAUAUCAAUCCAUUCCUCGAUCCCCUCGGAAUGAAACAUGAACGGGAAUUAAUUAAACUAGUACGAGAACAGUAUCCAGGACCGGUUAAUUAUUCAACAUUAGAGAGAAGUAAGAUUGUUUAUAAUAUCAUUCUUCGAUUACCAUUAUUCGAACAAGAAGCUACCUUUGGAAUAAAUCGUUUAUUAGAGCAGGCAAUCAUUCUGGACGCAUUCGCAUUACACGAUGGGCCUCAUUUUCUUGCAUCAGGCCAAGACUCAACCACAAUCAAUGCACGACAAACUCUGUUCUACAAUUGGGUGGGCUUAGGGAAUUUAUUUAAAUCGCAACCCAUUUAUAUGAUACAAGAAUAUCUAGGAGAAGAAGUCGCAUUAUAUUUUGCGUAUUAUGAAUACUUUAAUUUUAUGUUACUAAUACCCGCAAUAAUUGGAUUCCUGCUUGCAUUAUAUCAUUAUAACAUGCCUGCACAAGUAGAUCACUUCGCAUGGGCUAUGUGCCAUCACUAUUUAAAUGAACAUAGAAACAUUUGCCCGCAGUGCCGCUAUUUCGAUUUAUGCCCUUUCAGACUUCUGCCUUCCUAUUGCACAUCCUUUGAUGAUAUCUGCAUCACCUUAGCCGUUGCUGUUAUUGUUGAACAAAUAAUCGUCAAAUUACCAUUCUACAUUACUAAGAAGAUGACUGAUCAUGAAGGCAUACUAAAUAGAAACGCACCAAGCUGGGAAAGAGAAUACAAACUACAUACUAUUAAAGAUGAUUACUUUAAUAAGGAGUACAAUAACAUAGCAAUUCAGUUCUCAAUGGCUACAUUAUUCUCCUUAACAUUUACCUUAGCACCAUUUUUUAUUUUGUUGAUCAAUAUAUGGGAUAUAAGACACAAAGCAAAAACUUUUUUGCUAGCAUAUCGACGACCAUUGUUGUUUAAAGCCUCGAAACCUUCUCUUUGGCACAAGGUCGUGAAGGAUAUGUUUACACCUCCUCUUGUUGAAACUGGUGCUAAGGUUGGGUAA